Molecule: messenger RNA, 1254 nt
Organism: Labeo rohita (rohu)
Lineage: Eukaryota; Metazoa; Chordata; Actinopteri; Cypriniformes; Cyprinidae
Source: RefSeq, a predicted model, not a curated record
AUGGCUCAUGCAAAGAAGUUUUCUCAAAUUCCCAUGUCUAAGUGCAUGCGAGAUCUUUGUAAAGAGGAAGACUACACUUUCCUAAACAGUCUUGAGAAACCAGAUGAGAGUCCAGAGGAGAGCACGUGUGUGGAAAGUGAAUGUCAGGAGAAGCAAGAAGAAAGGAUCCGCCGUCAACAGGAGCGGGAGCAGCUGGAUCGAGAAAAGCAACGUGAGAUAGAGGAGCAGCAGAAGGAGAAAGACAAGCAGUGGAAAAGCCAUGUGGCCGAGCUGGCGGUCCAACGCAAGGCCAUCCGUGCAAAGCUAGACAGACUUCGAGAAUUUAGGGACUUUCAGAAGAAAGUUGUGCUUCAGGAUUUGGGUCUGGAUCCAGGUUCUGCAAAUGAAUCCGUCAAGCACCUUCUGAUGAGACUGUAACCGGGUUUAUGAGUAAAUAAUAAAACAAUUAAAGAAAUUAAAUUCAACAAUUAAAGAAAUCCUUUGGAAUGAAUAGGUGCCGUCAGAGCAGCUUCUAAAAACAUCACUAAAAUCCACAAGUAAUCUAGUCUGUCAUCAUUAACAUCUUGUGAAGUGAAAAGCUGCAUUGCUUCCGGCUAAAAUAUGAGUCUUCUGUCCAUAAAUAUUGCUUUCCAGUAAAAAAUAUGUCUUGCCUGAAUCAGGAGAGAAAUAUGCACAGAUCAAGCACUGUUUACAAGCAAAAACAGCUAUAAACAAAUAUAUGGUGGAUUUUGAGAGGACAACAGGGCAUGGAGUAAUAUGGAGUAAAAAUAAUUGAUAAUGGGCUUGUUUCUUAUAAACACACCUCUUUCUUACAAGAUGUUAACUCAUGGACUGGAGUGGUGUGGAUUACUUGUGGAUUGUUGUGAUGUUUUAAUCAGCUGUUUGGACUCUCAUUCUGGUGGCACCCACUCACUGGAGAGGAUCCAUUGGUGAGCAAGUGAUGUAAUGCUAAAUUUCUCCAAAUCUGUUCAAAUGAAGAAACAAACUCAUCUAUAUGUCAGAUGGCCUGAGAAUGAGAACUAUUCUUUUAAACAUUCUAUCAAAGCCUUAAAUUCUAUAUAUUGUUAUGCAGUCAUUAUAUAUCUUUAGAAGAUGUGUUAAUAUUUAAACCUGAAGCAAAAAGUGUGUAUAAAAUAACACGAGUGAAAUCAUAUCUCUACCUCUUCUUUAAAGGAACUAACUGUAGUGAGUUAGAAUAGAGUGAGUUAUGGCUACUUCAGUGUUCAAAAUGAUUAAAUAACAAACUCGCUGACU